Messenger RNA from Notolabrus celidotus (New Zealand spotty), 9146 nucleotides. Its product is annotated as diacylglycerol kinase eta. The transcript has 31 exons. Gene Ontology annotation, molecular function: ATP-dependent diacylglycerol kinase activity. NCBI's taxonomy places the organism in Eukaryota, Metazoa, Chordata, Actinopteri, Labriformes, Labridae. Gene Ontology annotation, biological process: intracellular signal transduction; diacylglycerol metabolic process; lipid phosphorylation. The record is from RefSeq and is a predicted model, not a curated record. The coding region runs from base 620 to 3907 and encodes 1095 amino acids.
GUGAGUGCGCGUUGCUUGCUCUCCGUUUAACCUCCGAAAAGAAGAGCGGCUCGAGGCGACUCAACACGGCUCUCUCUCUCUCUCUCUCUCUCUCUCUCUCUCUCUCUCUCUCUCUCCCUCUCUCGCCCCCUGCUCCCUCCUCUUCCUCCUCCACCUCCCUCCCUCCCUCCUCUUCCUCCUACCUGAUUCAGAUCCGCUCGAGCGCUGCUAUGCGUAUGAGCGCGUCUCUCUCUGCAAGCCGAGCCCCACCGGAGAGACCCGCUCCCCGCUCCCCGCUGCCUCUCCUGCCCGUGCCGCUGCUGCUGACCGCCGGCCCCCAGAGCUCCAGAGCGCCGGGCUGACGAGCCACCAAAGCCGGGCAACAGGAGCUGCUGUGCGGACGCUGCCUCUGAUUGAAGCUCCACCACCGGGGGGGGGGAGAGAGGAGAGAGAAGGAGGAAGACAUUAACUGGAGAAGCCUCCUGGAUAGAGAGAUUGGCGAGAGUGUGGCGUCCCGGAGCCGACCGUCCCAUCCGUCGUCCUCUCCUCUUCUCUAGCUCACACCUCCCAGAACGCCGCUCCCUUUCUCCACCUCUGUUAUCUGAACGUUCUCCUCCUCACAUUCACCUGAGAGACCGUCAUGGCGUCCAAGCUGAACCCCAACGUCCUGUAUGUGGCGGAGCACGGGGAGUCGCUGGGGUCACCUCAGGGCGACUCAGAGAGGACACAUAUUGCUGGAGAGGCAGGAGAAGAGUCUUCAGACAGUGACGGAGAGCAAGAAGAGACGUCGCACAAGCUGAUCCGCAAAGUGUCGACGUCGGGACAGAUACGGGCCAAGAAGAGUGUGAAGGAGGGGAUCCUGUUGAAGCAGACCAGUUCCUUCCAGAGAUGGAAGAGGAGGUACUUCAAACUCAGAGGGAGGACCCUGUACUAUGCCAAAGACUGCAAGUCUCUAAUCUUUGAUGAAGUGGACCUAUCGGACGCCAGUGUGGCCGAGACCAGCACCAAGAACAUCAACAACAGCUUCACGGUGAUUACUCCAUUUCGCAAACUGAUGUUAUGUGCCGAGAGCAGGAAGGAAAUGGAGGACUGGAUCGGGGCUCUUAAAUCCGUCCAAAAAUGGGAAACCUACGAGGCCAGCCAGUUCAACAUGGAGCAUUUCUCCGGGAUGCACAACUGGUACGCCUGCUCGCACGCCAGACCGACCUUCUGCAACGUCUGCAGGGAGGCUCUGCCGGGGGUCACCUCCCACGGCCUCUCCUGUGAAGUCUGUAAGUUCAAGGCACACAAGCGCUGUGCAGUUCGCUCCACCAACAACUGCAAAUGGACCACGCUGGCCUCCAUAGGAAAUGACAUCAUCGAGGACGAGGAAGGGGUGUUCAUGCCUCACCAGUGGCUGGAGGGCAACCUGCCAGUGAGCGCUAAGUGUGUGGUGUGUGACAAGAACUGUGGCAGCGUUCGGCGGCUGCAGGACUGGCGCUGCCUGUGGUGCAAGGCCAUCGUCCACAACAGCUGUAAAGAACAAAUGGGAAAGGUGUGUCCCCUGGGUCACUGCAGAGUGUCCAUCAUUCCUCCCACUGCACUUAACAGCAUCGACUCAGACGGCUUUUGGAAAGCCACCUCGGCGUCGUGCUCCAGUCCCCUCCUCGUCCUGUGCAACUCCAAAAGUGGAGACAACCAGGGCGUGAAGUUCCUCCGCAAGUUCAAGCAGCUUCUCAACCCGGCUCAGGUGUUUGACCUGAUGAACGGAGGACCAGAGCUCGGCCUGCGCCUUUUCCAGAAGUUUGUGACGUUUCGUAUCCUGGUGUGUGGGGGAGACGGCAGCGUGGCCUGGGUGCUCUCGGAGCUGGAUAAACUCAACCUCCAUAAACAGUGCCAGCUGGGUGUGCUGCCUCUGGGUACGGGUAACGAUCUGGCCCGGGUCCUCGGCUGGGGAGGCCUGUGUGAUGACGACGCUCAGCUGCUGCAGAUCCUGGAGAAACUGGAGAGAGCCACCACCAAGAUGCUGGACCGAUGGAGUGUGAUGACUUACGAGGUGCCCACCAGCGCCAAACGCACGCCGAUCGUGAAGGAAGACGACAGCCUCGAUUCUCCUCUGCAGGUCCACAUCACUCAGUAUGCAGACUCCGUGGCCUCCCACCUCGCCAAGAUCCUGGACUCAGACAGGCACAGUGAUGUCAUUUCCUCCGCCAAGUUCCUGUGUGGGACGGUGAACGAUUUCGUGGCGGAGGUGGGGAAGGCGUACGAGAGAGCCACAGAGAACAAGGAGGAGGCCGACGCCAUGGCAAAGAAGUGUGCUUUGCUGAAUGAGAAGCUGGAUUCCCUCGUCAAGGCCUUAAGUGAAGAAGCAGAGGCUCAGGUGGUGCCUGCAGGGUCAGUGCCCAGCCAGGAGAGUGAAAGCUCAAGCCCAGGGGAGAGUGGGGGCGAAUCGGGUUCAGAGGGUAAAACGUACCGGUCCAAGGAGCAGCUGAUGCUCCGGGCUAACAGCCUGAAGAAAGCCCUGAGGCAGAUCAUUGAACAGGCGGAGAAAGUGGUGGACGAGCAGAACCGACACACGCAAGUCCAGAGGAUGUCGUCCUCGUCCUCCAUCAAGAGAGAAAACAGUGAAGAGCUGAAGGAUGCUGAGCAGCGUCCAGGAAGUCUAAGUCCUACCUCCCCCAUCGUUCUUGAGAAAGCAGAGAGCCUCCACACCGUCACCUUCAACGAGGACUCUGUACAAUGUUCGGAGAAGUGCGUCAUGAACAACUACUUCGGCAUCGGCCUUGACGCAAAGAUUUCUCUCGAGUUCAACAACAAGAGAGACGAGAACCCUAAAAAAUGCAGUAGUCGCACCAAGAACAUGAUGUGGUACGGAGUCCUGGGGACUAAAGAGCUGGUCCAGAAGACGUACAAGAACCUGGAGCAGCGAGUUCAGUUGGAGUGUGACGGCGUUCCCAUGUCUCUGCCGAGUCUGCAGGGCUUGGCUGUGCUCAACAUCCCCAGCUAUGCAGGCGGUAUCAACUUCUGGGGAGGCACUAAGGAGGAUAAUAACUUUGGCGCUCCGUCUUUCGACGACAAGAAGCUGGAGGUGGUGGCGGUGUUUGGGAGCAUGCAGAUGGCCAUGUCCAGGGUCAUUAACCUGCAGCAUCAUCGCAUCGCACAGUGUCGACAGGUGAAGAUCACCAUCCUCGGGGAGGAGGGGGUUCCUGUGCAGGUGGACGGAGAGGCCUGGAUCCAGCCGCCCGGCAUCGUCAAGAUCGUCCACAAGAACCGAGCACAGAUGCUCACCAGAGACAGAGCGUUCGAGAGCACCCUGAAGUCAUGGGAGGACAAGAGGAAGUUCGACAGCUACCGCGCCUCCCGGCCUCGCCUCAACUCGCAGCAGUCCAUGGAGUACCUGACGGAGGAGGAGUGCGCUCAGGUCCAGCAGCUGGGACUCGUGGCCGACACUCUUAUCAAUAAGAUCCGAGAAGCAGCCAAGACCCACAAGCUGGUGGAGCAGGAGCUGGCUCACGCCGUCAACGCCACCGCCCUGGUGCUCACUGAGGCCAAACUGUCCAGCCCUGAGUUUCUGAGUCGCAGCACGGCGGUGGAAAUCGUCAACAGCAGUAAAGUCCUGCAGGCGGAGACCAGGAUGCUUCUGGACGGAAAACUCCUGUCGGAGUGUCCAGAGGAAGAGGAGCUCCGGUCGACUCUGAACAGCCUCAGCGCCGAACUCCACAAACUGGACGACAUCCACUGGAUCUGUCCGCUGAUGCAGUGCUCCGAAGAGGACUCGGUGAGGGGCAGCACAAAGAGCAGCAGCAGCAGCAGCAGUAUGAAGCUGAAGAUCAUCCCCAAGGUGAAGAAGGAGAGAGAGAAGCUCCACAAGCAGAAGUCCAACAGCUCUCUCUCAGGAACUUGGGACGUCAAAGGCGGGGCUGCUGAGGCGGACUCUCCGGGCAACUGAAGCCCUCCACUGGGUGUUUUUACUACCUUGAGAAUCAGGUGUGAGAAGCUGACUGACCGCGAUACCCGUUGGCCUGAGAGGUGCGAGGAAGAAAAGGAAAAAAAAAAAACAUCUUCUCAACUUUGACGCCAUUUCCUCCACGUUUGAAGUUCCUUCAUCCCCUCCCUCAGUGUCCCUCAGAGGAUGAAGGUGUUGUUCCUUUUGUUUUAUUUCACAUGUUUUGAAGGGGGCCUGGCUUUGCAUCGCAGUGUUCUGCUUUCGGUUCUGUUUAACCUGCUUGAGUUAGGAUGUUGUCGCGGCCAGCAGCACAUCAACGGAGAAAAAAGAAGGCGUGGAAGAAACAAGUUCUUCCAUUUUUUUUUUUGGGUUUGUUUUUUUUUUUUGACGAAGAAAUGUGUUUACGUGGUGCUCUCUUUGCAUGUCGAGCGCACCCAUCUUGUUUUAUAUCUCUGAUAAGUUGCAAACCUUUUACUUCUCUGCUUUAGACCCUUUUAUUCUUAACUUUACAGCCUUCGGACUUUGAUUUUUUCUUGAGACUUGGGGGGAGAGUAUUUAUUUCUUGUUGCUACUGCCAUGAGAACUCAAAACGGCAACAAGUCAAGAAACACGAACAAACUGAAACAUCUCGACGUUAUCGUCUAACUGAACUGGGAAAUAUCUUAAAUGUUGCAAAAACUAUUCUGAGGAAUGUACUUGUGUGGACUUGUAUUAUUUACCUGUGAAUAACGAUAAUGUUAAAAUGAUACAUCAUAUAAGAUUUCACAAAGGUUCUAUUGUUGUGGUUCUAAAGUGGUUCUUAAAUAGGCUGUUGUCUGACUUGUGCUAUCUGAGGCUAUGCAGCCACACUGCAAGAAGAAUCUUAAUAACAAGUCACUUCAUCUGAAAUCAGGCGCAUGACGAAUGUACGACUGCAGGAUAUAACGUACGGUACAACCUUCAGUUAUCAACGUAUGCUGGAGUCCAUAAUUGAGUCCACUUUCCCACAUUUCAAGGACAAUGUGGAGGUUUUGUUCCAGAUGAAGUGACCCUGUAAGUCCGAUUUUUCUGCAGUGUAAGGUGAAGGUGUUUACAGAAGGAGGAAGCAUCAAGGAUGCAUUAAGGAAACAUUACAGCUACUCAGUAUAUUACUCCUUCUUUGCCAUACUGCUGAUUGUAUAUGUAAUAGAAGAAUAAGAGUCAGUGGAUAUUUGAGUUUGCCUUGUCUGUGGUUAAGAGCUAUUAUAGUUAUUAUAUGAUUAUUACCGCAAAAAAUAUAUCUAUUUUUUUGUAUAUCUUAUUUUCCAAAUGCUGAUCGGCUUUGCUGCUUCCCCCUUUGACAAACUCCUUGGCCACUGUGCAUAUAAUCAGCGCCAAUUAAUGCUGUUCUGUGUGUCCCUGCAUGCAAACUUAGCCCUACGUCGCCUCACAGGGAGAGAAGAAGACGCCUCAACAUGAUAGAUUUUAGCUUGUUUCUUUGACCAGCAGCACAUGCAUUUUUAACUCCUUACAAACUCUGCUUUCCACACCAGACAGUCCAGGCUUCAGACUUUAAGAAGGUAUUGAUGUAAACCCUGAGUGUCCAUCAUCACAACUUCAUACUUCGGAUUAUAAUCUGCCCUAGCUGUGGACAAAUCUCAUGCAAGAGCUUGUCUUGAAUACAUGUGCUGCUUUGUGGAACGGGUCAAAAUUUACAAAAGAUUACAAAAGUUUACGAAUGUUUACGAUUUCCAGAAGUACAUUCUACCAUGGUUUACAGAUUUUGAAAGAAAUGUUCUGACAUUUUGGGAAAUGUCUUUAACUUAACGAGAAAAUGUAAAUAUUGUAAGUUUUCCGAAGGAGUUGACAAGACAGAGCUUCUAUUUGCUAAGCUUGGCAAAAAGAAUGAAAAACUGGGACCAAAUGUCAAUUUUAAAGAAAAAAAAAACGCCUCAAAAUGAGCUCCCAAAAUGUGCUCUUAAGCUACCGUUACAGCGAUUCCCAAUCUGUGGUACGUACGCCAAAAAUUGGCAAUCCAUGUGGCCUUCUUUGUUUAAGUCAAUUACAAAUUGCCUAAUUCUGAACCCAGAAACUUAUUUAGUUUCAGAUAUUUGACGAUUUUGGAUUAACGUUUUCAUUACAAUGAUGGGAAAGUUCAAUGUAAUCCGAAGCAUAUUUAAGUUACAUUAACGUUAGCUUAAUGCGGUCAGAUUCAGUCGUGUCUUAAAGGCGUGUUGCAAAAUAGUUUCUUUAUUAAAUACAAUAAGUUAUUUUGUAAGUCUCUGAGUUUUCAGUUCUUUCUCAUGAGCUAAUGUUAGCUAAUAAAGCUAGCUAGCUUAACUGGUGAUGAGGCUAACUCUGCAACGAAUGGAAAUUGUCUAAGAUGAUAAGAAGCAAGAUUAAUCGUGAGUCAAAUACUACCUAAUGUCUCGUAAGAGUUAGCAUAAGAGCUAUCAUAAGAUGGUACCUUAAAGAAUCGUAGAAAAUAAGUUAUUUUCAGGUUACGCAAAUAACCUGAAGUUGAUUUUUUGUGACGAAAUCGUUUCACUUUGAAACUGAGAAAACAAGAUGUAAAGACAUUAGCGCUGGGAUUUGACUUAAGAUUAAACAUUCAAGCUGUUACCGUUAGCUUUAACAUUUCAUCCCGGACAGGGUUUUUUCUAACUCACGUACAGGUUCACCUCUUGUUUUUCGUUAAUCAAACCAACCCUUGAUAGUUCGGACUUCCUGUGAGGCAGUCCAAGUGGCCUUCUUUGUUUAAGUCAAUUACAAAUUGCUCAAUUCUGCACCUAGAAACUUGCUUAGUUUCAGAUAUUUGACGAUCUUUGAUUAACACUUUCAUUUCAAUGAUGGGAAAGUUAGUUGUAAUCCGAAGCAUAUUUAAGUUACUUUAACGUUAGCUUAACGCAGUCAGAUUCAGUCGUGUCUUACAGGCGUGUUGCACGUUUCACGAAUAGUUUCUUUCUUCUUCUUUAAAUACAAUAAGUUAUUUUGUAAGUCUCUGAGCUUUCAGUGCUUUCUCAUGAGCUAAUGUUAAGUAAUUAAGCUAGCUAGCUUAACUAGUGAUGAGGCUAACUCUGCAACGAAUGGAAAUUGAUUUUUCAUGGUUAAGUUGUCUUAUUUGUUAGCGCAUAUUUUUAAACUUCUAAGAUAAGAAGCAAGAUUAAUCGUGAGUUAAAUACUAGCUAAUGUCUCGUAAGAGUUAGCAUAAGAGCUAUCAUAAGAAGGUACCUUAAAGAAUCUUAAAGAAUAAUUUAUUUUUACAUUACGCAAAUAAACUGAAGUUGGUGUUAAAAAAUUUCAUCACUUUGAAGCUGAGAAAACAGGAUGUCAAGACGUUAGCACUCAGAUUUGACUCACGAUAUUUGACGAUUUUGGAUUAACGUUGUCAUUACAAUGAUGGGAAAGUUAGUUAUAAUUCGAAGCAUGUUUAAGUUACAUCAACGUUAGCUUAACGCAGUAAUAUUCAGUCGUGUCUUACAGGCGUGUCGCACGUUUCACAAAAUAGUUUCUUUAUUAAGUCUCAUGAGCUAAUGUUAAGUAAUUAAGCUAGCUAGCUUAACUGGUGAUGAAGCUAACUCUGGAAAUUGAAUUUUCAUGGUUAAGUUGUCUUAAGAUUUUAAGACAGAUAUCUGUUAGCGCAUAUUUUAAAAAAUCUAAGAUUAGUCGUGAGUCAAAUACUAGCUAAUGUGUCGUUAGAGUUAGCAUAAGAGCUAUCAUAAGAAGGUACUUUAAAGAAUUAUGCAAAUAAUCUGAAGUUGUUUUGUUGUGAAGAAAUCGUAUCACUUUGAAACUGAGAAAAAAAGGAUGUAAAGACGUUAGCACUCAGAUUUGACUCACGAUUAAACAAUCAAGUUGUUACCGUUAGCUUUAAUAUUUCAUCCCCGGACAGGGUUUUUUCUAACUCACGUACAGGUUCAGCUAUUGUUUUUCAACCCCUUGAUAGUUGUGACUUCCUGUGAGGCGCCGUAGAUGUUCAGCUCUGGUAGGAUUGUGCUACUGUAUCCAUAGUGUGCCAGCUUUACGCUCUACACCUUAGAGGCUUUAGUGGUGUUGUGCCAAGUUUGUACUGAGUUCAGUGGGUUACGAGACAUACAAGGAAUGUGUGAGAGUGCGUUAGCUUUCGGAUGCGAAUGUUGUUGUAUGUCGUACAUUUCAAAGUUUACUGUAUCUUGCCUUGCACUUUACGAAAAACGCAAACUUAAAUGGGGAAAAAAGACAUUGUGUGCAUGUGUGCGUGUGUGUUUAAGAUUUGAGUGUUUUUUAAAUUAAUUUGAUGACAAAAUCUUUUAUUUAUGAUAAAUGUAUACGGACAAAAGUGUGUUGAUACAAUGUAAUAUAUCUAACCAAAUGUUUAUGAAUGAUGAAUAUAUUAAGAUGUAUACACAAAUGUUUAUUACAUCAGUGGUUGUACAAUAACUCCCACAGCAGCUUGAGAUUUCCCAUUUAUUGCCAAUGUAAUUAAUGUGAUUUAAUGUCAUUUCACUGCCACAGCAAUGUCAUUUAAGUGUCUUUCCAAUGUAACACCAAUUGGUAUUUAAUUACUGUUUAAAAAAGUAAUGAAUAUUGAAUCUAUUCCAACUUUUAAGCCAAAGUUAUAAUGGAGUUCUCCAGUGUUAUCACAGACUACUGAUGAAUUGUUUACACAGAAAAAAGAUGUCAUUUUCAGCCUAUGUUUAGCCAAUAUUUGGGUGAACAUUUGUGUAUAAUUUUGAAACUGUAACAUCGACUUAGGCAGCCUAACUUGUGCUUUUCUCGCCAUUUGUUGUGCUGAAAACUGAACGCAAGUUGUGUCACGUCUGGGGAACGCACAUUCAUGGAAGCCAUUUUGGAAUUUAAAAAAAACAUUGCCAAUGUUAGAGUCUUAAACCAAUGAUUUCAUAAGUUUUCUUUAGUUACUUUUUACACAUAAUUUGUUGCUUUUAAAACAAUUGUUGUGAAUGUACGUUGUUUUUUUUUUUCAAAACGGCAAAAAUGUAUUUGACUGAAACUCUUCCAAGGAGUUCUGUGAGGCUGAAAAAAAUCAAACUCAAACUAACAAACAUACGACAAACACUCCACCAUGUUUGUGCAACAGUUGCUUCAUUGACGACAUUUGUGAACGCACCCCUUGAUCUGAACAGCCUACAUAUACUGAGACUGUGUGCGCAAUGCUGGAAGCCAGACUAGGUGUUGCACGACUUUGUACGUCGCGAGGUGUUUUAUUGUGUUAUUGUGUGCAGUGUGUAACAAAGACAAAGUCAGCGCAAACUCUUGGAGAUUAAAUGAAUUAUUGAAGUGUGAA